GCUAGUCUGGCAACAGUGCCUACGAGGGCAAUUGUUUGACAUACAAAAAAUUUGGAAAAAUCGAAAUCAGUGUAAUUUUUGCAAAACUUUUUCCGAAAAGCCGAAUAAAAAUAAAUUAAAUUAAUUAAAAAAUGGGCGAACAACCAAUAUUCACCUGCCAGGCUCAUGUCUUCCAUAUUGAUCCGAAGACUAAACGCACCUGGAUUACGGCCAGUAUGAAAGCUGUCAAUGUUAGUUUCUUUUACGAUUCUUCACGUAAUCUAUACCGCAUCAUAAGUGUUGAGGGCACUAAGGCGGUCAUUAAUUCCACUAUAACGCCCAACAUGACAUUUACACAGACUUCGCAAAAGUUUGGCCAAUGGAGUGAUGUACGAGCCAAUACAGUUUAUGGUUUAGGAUUUUCAUCUGAAGCCGAACUGACAAAGUUUGUUGAAAAAUUCCAAGAGGUUAAGGAAGCUACAAAAAAUGCCUUGAAAUCGGCUAAUGGAUCUGCCGCUGUGACGCCCACAACGUCUGCCAACACAUCUCCCAUAAGUUCGAGGACAGCUGCUAUGCAACAAAAUGACAAUGCCGCUAUGGUUGAUCCUCAUACUGUGGAACCGCCCAAUAUGUCAAACACUAAUACUCAAAACGCUAAUCCUGAUAGUCCCUCACAUAAACUUCUAACAACUGCCCCAGAAAUGAAACCGGAACUUGUAACGGCUCCUUCCCCAGCACCUAUGGUUAAUGUUAGCUCUGGUGGUGGCAGUGGAGGCAGUGUGGUUGGCAUGCAUACCGGUAGUGGACCCCCAACGAGUGAACAACAAUUAAAAUAUGAAAAUGAACGUUUAAAGAUGGCUUUGGCUCAGAGCUGUGCUAAUGCCAAAAAAUGGGAAAUCGAAUUGGCUACUCUUAAAAAUAAUAAUCUACGCUUGACCAGUGCUUUACAGGAAUCUACUGCAAAUGUAGACGAAUGGAAACGCCAGUUGCAUACCUAUAAAGAGGAAAAUAUUCGCCUUAAACGCGAAAUUGAAUUAAUACGUGCUGGUGCUCCAGUGCCUGCUUCUGUAGGUGGGGCGGUCAGUAGUGAGUUGGUUGAAGAGUUGAGACGUGAAUUGGCCGUUCUGAAAGCACGCAAUGAAUCAUUACAAAAUGAGCUUAUGAAUCAAGAACUAGAACUAAAGGCAGCUAAUAUGAAUCUUAGAGAGAAAUGCAAUGAUCAAGCGAUGGCUAAAAUGAGUGAAUUGAAUGUUUUGUUUGCUAAACAUUUAUCGGAACUAUUUGCUGUGCAAAAGGAUAUGGAAAAUGUUAUACAUCCACCCAAAAGCACUUGAGAUACAGAGACUAUAAAUUAUUAUAAAAAGAUUUCUGAAGAAAAUGCGGCUUCAUUGAGAAAUUAUUUACAGCCCAGUUUAGGUUUACCGUGUGCAGUGGAUACGGAAAGUACACUUUCCAAUGUCACCUCUAUACAAUCCCAGUUACAAUCAUUAUAUGAAACAUGUCAUGAUCCUUUGAAAAUCUAUCAAAGUCUUCAAUCAACUAUCAACAACAGCAGUGAUAAAACAUCAUCUCAUUUACAAAAGGCAUUAGAUAAACAUACACAACUAUUACAGGAGCUGAAACAUCAACAGCAGCAUCAUCAAUACAAACCUAACCAAACAACAUCACAUCACACUAAUAAUCCUGCUACUUAUGUGGUCUCACCAGCAAAAAGUGUCGGCUUAGGGGGCGGUGCAUCAAGUACUGGUGGCGCUGCUGCUGCUGCAGCUGGGGGUGUGUCUGGUAAAACUGCUACCAUAUUGGUUUCAAAAUCAAAAACCAAAACUGGUUUACCUUUGCUACUUAAAAAUUCCAUUAACAAUUAGGCUAGUAUAUGAAUAUUCAUAAUUAUUAUUAUUUAUGUAUAUCCUACACUAUUUUUACAAAAUUAAUAGAGUAGGUUUUUCCAAUGUGAACUGAAAUUUAACGAAUCGAAUUGAAAACGAGCCCAGUGCAAGCCAAUUUUUCUUAGAACAUCUUCGCACAUUAUUAUAUUUUAUAUUUUUAACGUAUAAAAUUGUAUUUUUUUUUAAAAAAUUUCGAUAUACUCAUAUAUAUUCAUAUUAUUUAUUGAAUUUAGUGUUUUAGUGCAAUAUUUUCUCAUUUUGUUUAGUUUUUUUUUUUAUUUUUGUUUAGUUUUAGUAAGAAAAAGUAUUUUCGAAAUUAUAUUUUUUAAUAUUGUUAUUGUAUUUGUUUGAUUUGCUAUCAAUCAUCACAGUAUUUUUUUGUCUUAUCAAAUUUCGAAUAACUCUCUCGUAACGAAUCUUUUAUAUAUUUCUACAAUUGUAUGUCUUUUUUUAUACAUGUAUGCUAUCUAUCUAUAUCUUUUCUAUAAAUAACUUAAGUUAAUUUAAAUGUUAAUUAUGCAAAAAAAAAACAAAAGAAAAUAAAUAAUUGACGCAAGUUAUAAAAUAUUAUUUAGCAAAUCUUAAUCAAAAAAAUUAAAAAUAACUCAAUUUCGAAUGCAUGUGUAUGUUUUUAGGUGUAAUGGGUUCUGUUUUAAUUUGAAUUACACACUAAAAUUCAUUAAAGUCCCUUCCCUGUUGUACAACGUCCUGUUGUACUGUUGCAGACCUGUGAUUUUACAAUUUCAAUAAUGCACUUCAAAAAAUUCAUACAUUUUAAAUGAUUUCUAUAAACACCCCAAACAAAACACAUACCAAACCCAAUUUUCAUAAUCAUUUACAUACCGAAGAAAAAGAAAAAUUACAAAAAAAAACACACACAAGAAACUUGAUAAAUGUUACGACGAAUAAAUAAAGAAAUUAAUAUUAAAUAUAAAUUUAAAAUAAUAUAAAUAAACUAAAAUAAUAAUACAAACAAUAAAAAUAGUAGUAAUAUUUAUACGAAAUGUGAAAUUAUAUGGUAAAAGAGAUGCGGAUAAAGAAUCUCCAUAGUUUCCACAUAAACUAUGGCGGACAGACGACAUACAGGCGUUUAAAUAUACAAGAAACUACAAUAUUAUUAAUACACAGGAAACAAACAAAAGAAAAAAAAACACAAAAUAAUUUAUAAUUAAUAAAAACAAAAUAAAAAAAUAUUUAUACUUGUAGUAAUCUAACAAAAAAAAGUAAUAAAAUAAAACUGUUAAGUUUUUAUUUAUACCUAAAAGGAAGAAAACAAAAAAAAAAAUAUAAGGCUAACAAAACAAAUAACAACCCUAAAACUAAAUUACCCUAACCAGUGAACCCAUAAAAUAGAACAACAAUCCUCAAAUCUCUCUAAAUACUAAACCAAAACACCCACUACACACCACACUGUCCUAAUACAUACAUACUCCAAACUACUACCAACAAAUCUUCUUUACUUAGGAAUGAUUCAUAGCUAAAGCCGACCUAGCAUGAAUUAAUCAAGAAACAACAACCAGAAAAUACAAUAUAUAUUAUUUUUUCUACAAUUAUUUUAAUUUAAUGUUUAAAUUUAUGUAAAGUUUUAUUGUAUGAAUGAUGCUGCAAACACGAUUUAGAAAUAUUAUAAAAUAAAAUUAUUAAGAUAAAUGAAGAACGAUCACUGAUGAUCGAUCAUCACAGUCAUCAUUAUCAUCAUCAAUCCACUUAUAAAAACACACAAAAUAAAGAAACUUUUUUUAUUGUACUACUUUUUAAUUUUCUUUUGUUUAGUUUGAAAAAUAAAACGAAUUAUUAUUAAAUAUUAAAAUAUA
Calliphora vicina (urban bluebottle blowfly) is the source of this 3679-nucleotide messenger RNA. RefSeq names its product homer protein (gene homer). The coding region runs from base 132 to 1313 and encodes 393 amino acids. Gene Ontology annotation, cellular component: dendrite; cytoplasm; plasma membrane. Gene Ontology annotation, biological process: regulation of store-operated calcium entry; G protein-coupled glutamate receptor signaling pathway. Gene Ontology annotation, molecular function: G protein-coupled glutamate receptor binding. The transcript has 8 exons. NCBI's taxonomy places the organism in Eukaryota, Metazoa, Arthropoda, Insecta, Diptera, Calliphoridae. The record is from RefSeq and is a predicted model, not a curated record.